AUGGACUUCGAUCUAGUGGUAACGAACGGCAUUUUGGUCACAGCGAGCGAAGUCCUGCCGGCAGGACUAGACAUCGGUGUCAAAGAUGGCAAGAUCGCAUGCAUUGGCACGAAUUUACCACGAUCCUCAAAGAUCAGGAUCAUAGAUGCCGAAGGUGCCUACAUCACCCCGGGAGGUGUAGACAGCCAUGUUCAUCUGUCGCAGAAGAAUUCGCCGACUGGAGAUACUUGGGAGACGGGCUCGCGUUCUGCCAUAGCGGGAGGCACUACUACCAUCCUCGCUUUUGCGUCUCAACCCAAGACUGAGCAAACACUUUGGCCGACGUUGGAAGACUACAAAUCGAAGUCAACGAAUCAGGUCUAUUGUGAUUAUGGCUUCCAUUUCAUUCUCACCAACCCUACGCCUGAGAUUAUCCGAGAUGAGCUGCCGGUAUUGGUCGAGAAGGAGGGUAUCACAUCCGUGAAGCUUUAUAUGACCUACGAAGCCAUGAAGUUGAAUGAUCGCGAGAUCCUGAGGAUAUUAUUCGCGUGUAAGGCGCUCGGCAUGACGACCAUGAUACAUGCAGAAUCGCACGAUAUCAUCAGCAUGAUCAUCGAAGGUCUUGAGAGGAACAAGAACACUGACACUUUCUUUCAUGCGAUCGCUAGGCCCAGAAUCGCCGAGGACGAAGCAUCGUACCGCGCAAUCUCUUUGGCGGAAUUGGCCGAUGCGCCCAUGUUGCUCGUCCAUAUGAGCAGCGACGUUGCAGUAGCACAUGUACGUGAGGCGCAGACUAGACUACUGCCCAUCCAUGCAGAGACUUGUCCGCACUACCUAUUCCUGCUGUCUGAAAAGAUAAAGGGCGAGCCACACGACCAUUUCUCUGGGGCGAAGCAUGUUUGUUCGCCGCCGUUGCGGCAUGAAGUCAAGGAUCUGGAAGGCUUGUGGCAGAACAUCGCCAACGGGACGUUCACCACUUUCUCCUCUGAUCACGCUCCGAGCAAGUACGACCAUCCUGGCGGAAAGCAACUUGGGAUCGUCGACGGCGUGGCCAGAUUCUCCAAGAUACCAAACGGACUGCCUGGUGUUGAGACUCGAAUGGCACUGUUAUUUGGCCAGACUCCAGCUUGCCAGGAGGCAGCAACUGCGAAGCUGAGUCUGCCACGAUUCGUUCAGCUGACGGCAACCAAUCCUGCGAAGCUGUACGGACUUGAUGGCGUCAAAGGUAGUAUCGCGCCGGGGUAUGAUGCUGAUCUGGUCAUUUGGCAUCCCGGCAAGACAGGCGCGACCACAAUCUCGCAAAGCAGGCUGCAUCAUGAUAUUGAUUAUACACCAUUUGAAGGGAUCGAGGUCGGAAAUUGGCCCAGAUAUACCAUCUUGCGAGGCGAAGUUGUUUGGGAUCAGUCGCGAGGCAUUGUUGGUCAGAUGGGGCAAGGUCAAUACCUGAAGCGAGGAAGAGGUCAGGUGCUUGUGGGUAAGACUGGCAAUAUACCGCGGGGCAUGACAAUGAAUGAAAGAAAGUACUGGGCUGCGUAG
Cercospora beticola is the source of this 1515-nucleotide messenger RNA. RefSeq lists its product as uncharacterized. Gene Ontology annotation, cellular component: cytoplasm. Gene Ontology annotation, molecular function: hydrolase activity, acting on carbon-nitrogen (but not peptide) bonds. The record is from RefSeq and is a predicted model, not a curated record. NCBI's taxonomy places the organism in Eukaryota, Fungi, Ascomycota, Dothideomycetes, Mycosphaerellales, Mycosphaerellaceae.